AUGACUUUCCUUCCUCAGUGGUUAACUUUUCUGAAAGGCAAAGAAGUUAUUGUUGCUAACGUUAUAAUUGCAAUAUUGACAAUUGGUGGGCAGCAGCUUUUCUCAUUUUUUACGUUCAGCUGUCCCUGUCAUGUUGGGCAGAACCUUAUCUACGGGCUAGCUUUCCUAGGAGUUCCUGCGCUGAUCCUCCUGCUUGUUGGUUUUGCCCUGAAUAACCAGACUUGGAGGCUGGUAACGGGCAAAAGAUCUCCUUUUCAGAAAGAGACUACACCAAACCGGUUACUGCAAUGCAAACUGAUCUGCUUCGUCUUGUGCAGCAUCACUGGGAGAGCCCUGGUUGCUCCAGUAACGUGGCUAGCAGUCACUCUGAUAAACGGCUCCUAUUAUGUCUGUGCCAUGAGUGAGUAUGUCUCCGUGUAUUAUUAUGGAGAUAAUCUUAAUGUUACUGAUAGCGAACGCAGAAGGAUAUUGGCUGAAUUUCCCUGCAGUCAGUUAGUUCCUCCAGAGCUGACCCGGGCGAGAGAUGAAGUGAUUCUCCUACUCCGAUACCAAUCACAGGUGGCUGGCUGGCUUCUGAUUGCUGUGGUAGUCAUCACUGUCUUCUUGUCUUACUGCCUGGCAAGCUGCUUCUCCCCACUCAGCUUUCUACAUUUUAGAUACUGGAGCAGCUACGUCCAUAAUGAGCGGGAGCUUUUUGAUGAAGCGACAGACCAGCACUCCAGGCUCUAUGCCAUGCAGCAUGUAAGAAAAUUCUUUGGCUUUGUCCCAGGGAGUGAAAAUGUAAAGGAAAUCCGUAUCCCGUCUCUCAAGGAGUGGCAAGCCAUUUCUGGACUGGCCUUUCUAAAACAAGUGGAUGAGGAGCACUAUGACUACAGCCUCCUCCAUGACUGGGCCCUCAAGGAGACUGUAGAUGGAAAAUACCUGAAGACUGAUGAAGACCCUGCGAUCAGGGCACAGCUCUGA
Tyto alba (common barn owl) is the source of this 963-nucleotide messenger RNA. It is a transcript of the gene CALHM4, whose product is annotated as calcium homeostasis modulator family member 4. The transcript has 2 exons. Lineage: Eukaryota; Metazoa; Chordata; Aves; Strigiformes; Tytonidae. The record is from RefSeq and is a predicted model, not a curated record. The coding region runs from base 1 to 963 and encodes 320 amino acids. Gene Ontology annotation, molecular function: monoatomic cation channel activity.